GUUAAAUUAAAAACGGGAAAAAACCACACGCCUGCAUCUUUCUCUCUCUCGUCUCUAGACGUGCGGUGCAGCAGCUGUAUUCGCCGCAACCUCCUCCCAUCCCUUGCGCCAGCGGAUUCCUUGGCUGCGCGGAAUUCUCCUAGCCUCCCGAGCCUCCCCAGCUCGAGAAGGGAGCUCACGGUGACGCGGCGCGAAGGGCCGGGUCAGAUCUUGGCCGUUGGCCCCGAGGCGGCGGUUUCGCGUGGGGUCCAGCAGAGCCCGGCCCGCGCGGGAGCCGCUCUGAUUCGCCGGGGGACGCCGCGGGGAAUGCUCUACCUCAAGCUGCCGGCGGGGGAUCUAGGGUUCCGUCCGGGGGCGCCGAGGCGGGGAUCCGGCGGCGGCGGGGCCUGAGGGUGGCGCGGGCGUCGGAGGCGGCCGCCAUGGAGCAGGACCCGGAGCGCGCCUGCCUUCGGAGCUUCGAGCUCCACGAGAGCGAGUCGAGCCUUUACGUUCUAGGAACUAAUUCUGACAGAACACUUUGGAGACUACUCAAGAUCGAUAGAUCAGAGCCGUCAGAGCUUGUGAUAGACGAGUGUUCUACUGUAUAUACUGAAAGUGAACAUCCUGACUUGUUGAAGGGUCUUGAUGACGAGCACAGGUCAACUGGCGGAGUAAAAUUUGUUACAAAGUUUUAUGGCAUAAUUGGUUUUAUCAAAUUCCUUGGGCCAUAUUACAUGUUGAUUAUUACUGAGCAGAAAAAAAUCGGGGAAAUCUUUGGUCAUCCAGUGUAUCAGGUGACCAGGACUUCAAUGGUUGAAUUAGCAAAUUCUAAGACAAGAUCUACUUUUCAAAACUUCAAGGACGAGAACAGAUACAGGAAGAUCUUGAAUGCACUUGAUCUUAGGAAGGAUUUCUUUUUCAGUUACUCAUACCACAUUAUGAGAAGUCUUCAGAAGAACUUGGCUGAUCCACAGGAUGGAUGGACCUUAUACGAGACUAUCUUUGUGUGGAAUGAGUAUCUGACACGGCGGAUCCGUAAUUGUCUCAGAAAUACUUUGUGGACUGUUGCAUUGGUCCAUGGUUUCUUUAAGCAGGAUAAAUUCUCAAUAUCUGGCAAGGAUAUUAUGUUCACACUCAUCGCUAGACGGUCGAGGCAUUAUGCUGGAACCAGAUAUUUAAAGAGGGGGGUGAAUGAGAAGGGAAGAGUAGCAAAUGAUGUUGAGACUGAGCAAAUUGUCUAUGAAGCUGUGCCUGGACCUACUGAAGUAAGUUCUGUUGUGCAGAAUAGGGGCUCAAUUCCACUAUUCUGGUCACAGGAGACAUCAAAAUUGAAUCUUAAACCUGAUAUAAUAUUGCAUGAGAUGCAGAAUAAUUAUGAAGCUACAGAGCUUCAUUUUGAAAAUCUUAGAGCAAGAUAUGGAAACCCUAUCAUUAUCUUAAACUUGAUUAAGACACGUGAGAGGCGAGAGUCUAUACUCCGCCGAGAAUUUGAUAAGGCGAUCAAGAUAAUAAACAAGAGCCUGUCAGAAGAGAAUCAUCUGAGGUUCUUACAUUGGGAUCUUCAUCAAAACUCUCAAGGAAAACCUACAAAUGUACUCGACGUCCUUCUAAAAGUGGCAUUUCGGGCUCUGAAUUUAACUGAGUUCUUCUAUUGUCAAGUCGCACCAAAUUCUGAGACUUCUGCACAAUGCCCCACCCUAUUGAAUGGUCUUGAUCAAUAUUUAUGUGAUGACAACAAUAGUGACGACACAGAAUGCACUGAGAUUGUUGGUGAUGUAUCCCAAGAGGAUAUCUCAGGCAGCUCUGAUUCCUCUGGUAAUGCAACCACAGAAGAUAAAUUUGAGAAUAGUGGACUGCCACCACCAAAACCACCAAAAUUCCAAAAAGGUGUUUUGAGGACAAACUGUAUAGAUUGCUUGGAUCGUACAAAUGUUGCUCAGUAUGCACAUGGUUUAGCUGCUCUUGGACAUCAAUUGCAUGCGCUUGGUUUUAUAGAAUCUCCAGAACUAGGUUUAGAAGCUCCCUUGGCCCAUCAUUUGAUGCACUUUUAUGAGAUGAUGGGUGACACACUUGCUGUACAGUAUAGCGGUUCUGCUGCUCAUAACAAGGUAUUCUCUGCAAAGAGAGGUCACUUGAAGCUUUUUAUUCAGUCACAAGAGUUCUUUAGGACACUUCAGCGGCACUACAGCAACACCUGUAUAGAUGCUAACAAACAGGCUGCUAUAAACUUGUUUUUGGGAUACUUCCAGCCACAGCAGGAAAAACCUGCACUGUGGGAGUUAGAAUCAUCUGCUGGGAAGCAUAACAAUAAUCUUUUUGAUGGCCACCCAAGUACAUUGAAAAGAGUAAAAUCAGAUGGCACCAUUCUUCAUGAAAGUAAUGCUUCUAUAUCUGGCUCUGGUCGUUGCCAUAAUGAACAGUUAAGUGCAUCGCAGCCUGAUGUCCAGAAUGGGUUUCAAUUCCCAACUUCAGAAUCCGAUUCACUUCAUGAAAAUGACAUUUCAUCAGCUUGUGGAAGUGGAGUAGCACACCUAAGGUAUACUCCUACAGCCUCUGACGUGCUUCAUGUCCCAAGAGCUAAAGUUGAAUAUUGCCAUGAUUCUGGUGAUUCAAACUUUUUGGAUCUUGAAUGGCUUUCCACUUCAGGCAACUCAAGUGAUGAAAGGUCUAUUGCAACUAGCACGCCAGAUGCAAACCUAUCAAAUGAGAAUGUCAUUAGUGGCAUAACUCCUGAUAUCAUGGAAAACCAUCUUGCUGAAAUGCAGUAUCAGAAGUUACCUCGGAAUUUUGUGCAGUGGGUUAAUCACGGUGAUACCUUUUGGUACUAAGAUCGCAAUUACUGGAAUUCAAUAUGUCGCCAGCUUCCCAGGGUGGGCAUUAACACGGAUCUGAGUAGUAGAUUAUAGAGUGAUAUGGAUGCUGCGGCAAGGCAUUUCUCCCGUGAUAUACUCCGCACCAUCCCCAAAGUCCUUUAUUGGUCCACGUGUUUUUACAAUGGGUGAGUAGAUAGAUAUCUUUCUGUUGAAAGAAAAUAGAGAUGAUAAUUAGGCUUAUUAUUGUUGACCUGAAAUUGUCAUUAUUCAUGGGAACAUGUCAUAUUUUCUUGUGUAAAUAUAUAUGCUUGAGGUGCC
This is a messenger RNA of Zea mays, 3110 nucleotides long. RefSeq names its product Phosphoinositide phosphatase SAC2. The transcript has 16 exons. Gene Ontology annotation, cellular component: intracellular membrane-bounded organelle. The coding region runs from base 420 to 2807 and encodes 795 amino acids. The record is from RefSeq and is marked validated. Gene Ontology annotation, biological process: phosphatidylinositol dephosphorylation. Gene Ontology annotation, molecular function: phosphatidylinositol-3,5-bisphosphate 5-phosphatase activity. NCBI's taxonomy places the organism in Eukaryota, Viridiplantae, Streptophyta, Magnoliopsida, Poales, Poaceae.